This is a messenger RNA of Paramecium octaurelia, 934 nucleotides long. The record is from the annotation of a GenBank genome assembly. NCBI's taxonomy places the organism in Eukaryota, Ciliophora, Oligohymenophorea, Peniculida, Parameciidae.
CGAAAAUCUGCAUAAAUUUUAAUGAAUUCAAGUAUCAUCAAUAUUGGAGUCUAUUAAAUACUUCUUAAUCGUGUGAUUGGAUAAGGAUGGCAUUCAACAACAUAUUAAUGUAUAAAUAUCCAAUAAAUGUAAUAAUAAUUGGUGGCCAAAAUCUAUUAAAAUUAGACAGUUCCCAAUGAAGCAGAAAUUAUCAAACUAAAAAAGCUAUAUCAUGCUAACGUUGUUUAAAUUUAUGAAGUAUAUUAAAAUGAAAAGGACGUUAUUAUUAUUAUGGAGAAAUGUCACUCAUCUUUAAGGAAUGAAAUGAGAUUUUAGAAGGAAUAUGAUGAGAUAGAGUUAUUGGCUAUUUUAAGUUAAAUUUUGAAAGGCUAUAAUUAUAUUUUGGAUCAAGGUUUAGAAAUAAAUGAAUUGAAACCAACUAAUAUUAUGAUAGAUGAUAAUGAAAUCAUUAAAGUAGGGUUUAUUCUAUUUUAAAAAGAUCUCGAAUUAUGGUAUGAGUUACCUCUAUAACCAUUCUGAUGUAGAAGUUAGACCUUAUGCGGCCCCAGAAAUCUUCUUUAGCAAUAAGUAGACUGAUGCCAAAAACAUAUAUUCGGUAUUAAGCUUUAAGAUAUUUUAGCUAGGUUUGAUUAUUUAUUAACUUGUAUUUCACCAAUUACCAUUCUCUUUAAAGUAGAAUGGUGAUGUAAUAGUAUUUCUAUAGAGAAUUAAAAAAUCUAAGCUCUCAAUUCCUAAAAAUGUAAAAUUGAUUCUAUAUUAGAAAUUCUAAAAGAUAACUGAGAUUAUUUCCCAAAUGAUAAUUUAUGAUUAUUAAGAAAGGAUUGGUCGAGAGAAAUUGGGAGAAUUAUUACUUUAGAAUUUCAAGAGAGGAAGUAGAAGAAUAGCUAGUAUCUAGCCAAUUGCUGCAAAAGCUGAUGAUUAUUUAUACUUCUGA